Trichoplusia ni (cabbage looper) is the source of this 1421-nucleotide messenger RNA. RefSeq lists its product as uncharacterized. The transcript is spliced from 3 exons. The record is from RefSeq and is a predicted model, not a curated record. NCBI's taxonomy places the organism in Eukaryota, Metazoa, Arthropoda, Insecta, Lepidoptera, Noctuidae. Gene Ontology annotation, molecular function: copper ion binding. Bases 86 to 907 code for a protein of 273 amino acids. Gene Ontology annotation, biological process: response to metal ion.
AAAGACUUUCGAUUCGACUUUUUGACGUUGGCAUAUCGUGUAUUGACCGGUAGACAUACAUUUUAAUGAAGAAUUUGGGCCUAAAAUGCUUAUAAACUUGCACAAAAAGUCGUUAGUUACAUUAUAUAUUACUGUAGUGAGGCCUUGUUAUAUUCUAGCUCAGAGUAUGUCGGGAAGCGUGGAUGCCAACAAAUACUCUGUGGGGUAUGUGACCGUCCCUAGUGUUGAAGUGGGGAACACUAUUGCCCGUGGACUGGUUGAGAAUAAGUUAGCUGCCUGCGUCAACAUUAUACCACAAAUAACAUCUAUAUAUGAAUGGGAAGGCAAAAUCACUGAGGAUAGUGAAGCACUGCUGAUGAUUAAAACAAGGACUUCCGAGGCAGACAAACUAACAGAGUAUGUUCGCAAUAACCACCCUUACAAAGUCUGUGAGGUAAUUACACUGCCAAUUCAAAAUGGAAACCCAGGUUACUUGUCAUGGAUUGGAGAUAUUGUGCCUGACACUAGCCCCCCUAAGGAAGAAACUGAACCAGUUGACGAGGGUAAGAAACGUCCCAGUGAGGUCAGUAAAAAUGGCCGAAGGGAAAGUCAGAGUGCUCGUAGCGAAGAGGUUAAGAAUAUCCCAACUACAGAAUGUCCAAGUGCCCCCACUACAGAGAGUCCGAGUGGUCCCAACACAGAGAGUCCGAGUGCCCCUACUACAGAGAGUCAGAGUGGCCAGAGCGAGGAGGCAAAGAGUGCCUCCACCACAGAGGUGACUAGUGGCUUUACAACAAUAGAGAGUAAGAGUGCUACAACUACAGAAACCGUCACUGCCGUAGAGAGUAAAACUGACGCUUCCGAGAUUGUGGGUGGCCCAAAGGCCAAGGAAAUUGGUCACUGUGGUGGACCUACUUGCAAGAAUUAAACAGAUAUGUGUUAAUUUUUAUAGUGCUUAAUGGCGGUUAUGAAGUGUUAUAUACUGUGGUAAUAUUCAGCCAACCCUGCCAGUGUACUGCUUAAUUUAUUGAUAUCUCUGUUUAGAGUUUGAUAGGCUUUUAUGUAUUUUUGGCUUGCAUAUUACUACUUAACACUUACAAUAUGAAGUAACUAUCCUUCAAGUACUACAGUUACUUGAUUUCACUACUGUUCUGGUACCCUGAGCCACCAAUAACCGUCAUUAAUUUUCAUCGCACUUUAACUGCCAUAGAGCUAUUCAAUUUGGCCAGUAGAUUUUAGUGCAAUAAUAUCCAUAUAUAUUUUUAUUAUUUAUCCUAUAAUGAUCAUUUUCUUUUUGGUCAAUGUCUGAUGAUUUUUUAUUUGGAUUUGCCAUUUCUUUUGUAAUUAUUCGUGAAUUAAGGAGAGUUUGACUGACUUCAGCAAGUUAUAUUCUUAAUGCUACUUUCCUAGUAUUUAAGUAUAAAGAAUUGUUUUUUACCCCA